Messenger RNA from Ixodes scapularis (black-legged tick), 498 nucleotides. RefSeq lists its product as uncharacterized. Gene Ontology annotation, biological process: ganglioside catabolic process; lipid transport. Gene Ontology annotation, molecular function: enzyme activator activity; lipid carrier activity. The record is from RefSeq and is a predicted model, not a curated record. The transcript has 4 exons. Lineage: Eukaryota; Metazoa; Arthropoda; Arachnida; Ixodida; Ixodidae. Gene Ontology annotation, cellular component: cytoplasmic side of plasma membrane. Bases 1 to 498 code for a protein of 165 amino acids.
AUGAUGUUCCUCGUCCUGAUGAUCGGCGCCACCAUGACCGGACUGUGCGUGGCUUCUACUCAGACACCGACGCUUACGUCCUGCUCCACUGCCCAACAGGUUAAGCUGAGCAAUGUUGCCAUCACAAACGCGAGACUGGGACAGACCAUGACUUUAAACUUCACGGUAAACAUCAUGACCACUUUGAACAACAGCCCUCAGCUCAAAGUCACCAUGACCACCAACUACGGACUGCCCAUACCAUGCAUUAAUGAUGUCGGUACAUGCACAUAUGACCUAUGCGGUGGAACGUCCAAUGUCGAACAAGGUCUUGGAUCCCUUUGGAACAACACCUGCCCUAUCACUCCUAACACCUACACUGAAUCCUUGAUGGCUCCACUACCCACAGAUAUCAAAUUUCUUCUUGGGAACGGCAAUGUGAAGAUUAAGCUCAACAUCCUAAAUGGAGGACAAAGUGUGGGAUGCCAACAGUUUACGGUCAUGAUCCAACUAAACUGA